Acanthaster planci (crown-of-thorns starfish) is the source of this 3416-nucleotide messenger RNA. RefSeq names its product methyltransferase like 22 (gene mettl22). Gene Ontology annotation, molecular function: protein methyltransferase activity. The record is from RefSeq and is a predicted model, not a curated record. Gene Ontology annotation, biological process: protein methylation. NCBI's taxonomy places the organism in Eukaryota, Metazoa, Echinodermata, Asteroidea, Valvatida, Acanthasteridae. Gene Ontology annotation, cellular component: nucleus.
UUGGAAAUAUGAUAGUUUUUAAAAAAUGUCAUCCAAAGAUAUGUAUGGCCAGAUCCCUGACAAUAAUAAUGAAAUGAAAAAAGCAAACCGUAGUUAGUGAUUGUACCUUUAUACCCUGAGUUAACUUGAACCACAUAGUUUCUAUAGGUGUGAGUUUGGUUUUGAUUUGCCUUUGUGGAGUUCAUGGGGGGGUGGGCUGCUUAAAGAGGUUACUUUUGCAAAUUGUCAUAUUUACUAUCGCAAAAAUUAACUGAAAAAUGUGCAUCAUCAUCACUAUCCCGUUGCCGAGCAUUUUGUGACUUAAUGACUGGUGCAUUUAUUUUGGUCUGCAUAACAAUACGAGGUAAAACAUUUUUUAAAAUUACAUUUAAACUUUAAAUAGGGGCUUUUAAUGAAAGAACAAAACUUGCAACUUUUAUUGGGUAUCUAAGAUUAAACGGAGACGAUGCAUCUUGGUAAAGUCGGUCCGGCGGUUAGGCUGAACUUCAAAUGAACACGGAAGCUGGAAGUAACGCAUCCGUUGUCACUCAGGGCUCCAGCCUCAGCCUCUUACACGGCACGGGUGACUAACAAUAGAGGGCGCUAGAGCAGACUUACGGUAACACGCUGGCUACAUGGAACUAGAAAACUGUUUACAAAAUUAGACUGUAACUUGUGUUGAGUGCCACAUACGUGGAAGUCUAUCUCUGUUCUGCAGUAUGUGCGAAUCAGGGGACGAGGUUUUAUCUGAUGUUCAUAUUCACAUUCCUCCAUCUUCCAGACUGUCAAACGGAGGACACGCUACCACAAGGUUCUACUUUGAAAUCCCCACAUCGAAAAAUCAACCAAAUGCCUCCUUGACAUUGCCCAAGGUACAUGUAUGUGGAAAGCAGAUAUUAGAGUCCAAGCACCAAGGAGCUCUUGAUAAUGAUGAUGAUGAUGAUGACGAAUCUGUAACCAUGACAACUGUAGAUGAGGAUGGAGACAUGGUUGUUGUCAGGAAGAGAAUGGGACAGAAGGAGAGAAAUGUCAUUGUCAUUAACCAUGCCAUGGCCACCACACUAAGUGAUGUUGGAUUACAGGUUUGGCAAGGAUGUCUGCUCCUCUGCGAUUUCCUUCUAACACACCGAGAGAUGUUCAAGGGCCGGGUCGUCUUGGAGUUAGGGUCAGGGGUCGGGCUGUGCAGCACUGUCAUGGCAAUGACAGCAUCCCAUGUGUUUGCAACAGAUAUAGGGACAAGUGUAUUGGAGUUGUGCCAAAGAAACAUCACCCACAACUAUCACUACCUGAUGGGUCACUCGGAUGAAAAUCAAGAAAGAGUAGAAGUCCAAGUGAGAGAGCUAGACUGGUUUCAGUCCACCAAGAGCUCAGAUCAUCCCGGUCCGUUUCAGUGGAGCAAGAAAGAUAUCGAGAAACUUGGCGAAGUCACUGUUAUCAUUGCUGCAGAUGUCGUAUAUGAUGAUGAUUUGACUGAUGCUUUCUUCAACACUCUGAUCAGGCUUAUGUCAUCGGGAAAAGACAAGACUGCAUUUAUAGCUCUAGAGAAAAGAUUGAAUUUUACAAUCGAGGAUCUCAACGUGACUUGCAAAGCCUAUGAUCACUUCCAGUUGCACAUCAACAGGUUGGUCUCCUCUCAAGAUGUGAAAUACUGCGUGGAGCAACUGCCUGUGAAUUUCCCACAGUGCUUCCAGUAUUGCAGGACCGAACAGCUGGAAUUAUGGAAGAUGAAUUUGGUAAGGGAGAAGAAUAUACCAGUAGACUGAUAUCCAAUUGCUGACUACUGCUUGCCAGCCUUGUAACUAACUCUCUUGCCAACCAGCUAGUUAGCCAGCCAGGAUGUAGACUAUCUGAUGGGCUAGUUGCCAACAGUGCCUGCUAGCCAAACAGCAAGAUUGGAUACGGGAGACAGGCAUUCAUUUGCAAGGCAUUGUGCAGCCUGCCAAGCCAGCCAACCAGACAGCUUAUUAGCCAGCCAGCCAGCCAUAUGUUACCUCAACAGGAAUGAGGAUAUAUCCUGGACAUCAACUCUUCAUCUAUCCUUUGCCUCUUACCAACAAGGACUAUGUCCCACCACACGGCAAAUCAGUUCUAGCCAGCCAGCUCAGCCAUCCAUGGUGUAGGAUCGGCCAUCUAAAAACAGAGGGCUAGUCCACAGUUGCCGUGAACACCAGGCCAAGCCAAAUCAGUGAGCCCGCGUACGAGGCGGUGCAGUGAGCCUUUUUCGUACAGCCAACCUACCCACACACUAGACAGAGCUGCACACAACAACAGCUCGAUCGGAGACCUUCCAGAAGACAAAUGUUAUUCAAAUGAAUGAAAAACUGGAUGAGACACUGAUGGAAUGUCAACAUCAUAUUGUGACCUUCAGACAAGUCUAUAACCAUCUGCCAUCUGUGGACUGGGGAAUUUUGAACAGUGUCCGGAGGAGCAAGAUUGCAAACGGGGGGAUAGAUGCAAGGGUAGGCUGGUAAACUGUUGGUCUGUGAAUGAGCCUUUGCGACAGUUUGUGUGUUGUUGCCAGAAAAAAUAUUUGAGUAUUCUACAUGGAAACUCAGUGACGUUUAUCAUCAUGAUGAUAAGCUUUUCCUGUGGUACAAUAUCUUGAAGUUGGGCAUGAUCGGUCAGUCUGCAUGUUCACGCAAUCUAAUUCUAAUUUUAUCUCCCUUUCUGGAAACAACCUUUCACAACUGUGAAUCAGAAAACAAAAAUGACUUGCUGAGGGUGGAAUUAUCAACAAAUUGUGCAAUAAGAUCGACCAAUCGUGCAAGGAUCAAGAGAUCAAGCAAAUUGACCAAUCUCACCCAACACAGGCUCCGCUGGUGACCAAGAGCAGGCGUUUUUACACCAAUAUCCCGCAUGGUAGACAGUCGCAUGCACAUGCCUGUACAGUUGUUGAUUCACUCCUUAAUCACAUGAUCAAUGUCUACCCGGAAAGCAAUCUUGGAUACUACUCUUCUGCUUGUACAUGAACUUCACAGCUUUGUGAGAAAUGGUUUUAUGAUAGAAUUAUCAGAUGCUGUUUAGGAGGAGACAAGACUAGGGAAGAGAUGGGGUCAAGGUCGGUUCAUGUGUACAUUUUCAUUUACAUUUGGUAAAUCAAGAGUCUUUUUAAAGGAUUGAAUAUUGCGGAAGGGAUGAGAUUGUAGUAACUUGGCCUGUUUGUAUUAAGAAAACAUUGCAGUCAGUUGAGGAAUCACCAUGGAAUGUGUGCAGUGAAUGUUGUCAUUUCUUUUGAAUAUUCAAAUAGCCCGAGCUAUGAGCUUUCUGGUGAGACUAUUUCAAGUUGCAAAUCCAAAAAUGAGCUUAAGAUCAUUGACCUGAUUUAUUUUCAACUUGCUUGUUGGACACGUCAGUUUUCUGGAAUUCAUUGGAAUAUAACACAUAUACCAGUAGUACACUGUAUUAUUAAAUAAAAGCAACGCUUUGUUAAGAGUCAA